AUGUCUCUUCAGGAGCUAAAUGAGUUACGUCAGCUCCUCAAAGAAGAACAGCGGCGACGAGAAGAAGAACAGCAGCUCCUCAAAAAAGAACAGCAGCUCCUCAAAAAAGAACGACGACGACGAGAGCAAGCUGAGGACGAGCUGAAGCUUCAGACCCAAAACACCACACUUCUUGAAUUCCUCGAUGGAUGCCACACACAUUUAUUUCUGGGCUUGACUGUCCAGCAAGACAAAAACUCCACUACCAAGGGCGACCCUGCGAACGCUGACCACAAAGUUCGCCCAACCAAGAUUCGAGAAUGGACCAACUUUCCAACAGAACAGAUUUCAAUCUGGAAUGACCUAAUGAGUGCUGAAUUCGCGACUGAACGCCAUUUUACACCACUCCUCGCCUUGAAAGAAUAUGGAAAAGAGGCGCGGGGACGAAUGGUAGGCUCUGAGAUAGAUUUGAGUUACUUUGAACGACAGACGAUUGAGUCUCGAGUUGCCUCUGUCAUCAAACAGCUGCACGCGAGCCCCCAACUUCGACAGACGUUUCGUUUGAAUGGAGAUGUUACCUUCGAAAACCACGCCAAUACCCUGACAGACGAGUCAAACAUAACAGCGGAUAUGAGCUCCCUUAGUCUAACCCAAGGACAACCACGUCGCUCCGAUCGCUUGGCCGCGAAAUCAAGCAAUGUCAGCCUCCCGCCUCGGCAACCUCAGAGAGCUACACAGCCACGGAGACCUCGAGCAGACCAGUUCUGUGUUUAUAAUAAGGGUCCUAAUGGGAAGGUUCCUGCCUAUAUUAUUGAAUACAAAGCACCCCAUAAAGUCUCCCUCGCACAUAUUAAGACCGGACUAGAAGAUAUGGACCUUGACGAGGUUCUACGCUUUCAGGAGAAGGAAUCAUCAGAAGACAUUUGCCGCCGUGUUGUCGCAGCUGUGAUCACCCAAACUUUUUCAUACAUGAUUCAUGGGGGUUUGGAGUAUGGCUAUGUGUGUACAGGUGAAGCAUUUAUCUUUCUUCGUGUACUUCAUGAUGAUCCUUCCACUGUCUACUACUACUUGUCAGUACCUGAAGAGGAUGUUGGAACCACAACCGGAUGGACCGGCAACCCUCGUGAUGGCAACCGGUUGCAUCUGACCGCAUUAGGCCAGGUGUUAGCGUUUACUCUCCGCGCUGUACGAGUGCCAACCCGAGACACCGCUUGGACACAGUGGGCAGUCCGCAAUCUGGAGACUUGGGUUAUGGUAUAUGAUGAGCUUCUUGAUAAAAUAGCAGAAAAGGACAUUCCUUCCUCCGCGUUUAAAUCACCAACGUCGAGUCGAAACGCAUAUUGCCGUGCAACUCCCGUGAAGACAAGAUCAAAGUCUACUGCCGCAUCCUGUAACCCUUCACAGAGCCUGGCAUCUCCCGCUCAUGAUGACGAUCAUGAUGACGACAGCGGAGAUCGCUGUGAUCCAGAUACACCUUCUCGACCACCCCGCGAGUCUCGCAUUCCCCACCCACCAGUAUCCUCAUCAACGUCUACAGAAAGCUCCCGAGGCAAGUCUCGAGAGUAUUGCACGCAACUAUGCCUUCGAGGAUUAAGCACCGGAAGCAAGUUGGACCAGAACUGCCCUAAUGUGUUGGAUCACGGGGUGGACCAACAUCAAUUGACUCCGAGAACUCUCAUUCAUGAGCUGGCCCUGCAACUUUCCAGCGAUGACAUAGACCUUAACACGGUGCUAGGAUGCGAGUCGCUCCAUAUUCAUGGGAGUCGUGGUGCCCUGUUCAAAAUCACUGUAUGGUCUCAUGGCUAUACCUUUGUAGGAAAGGGGGUACCAGUCGAGUUUGUCCAGGGUUCAAAGCACGAGGAACGCAUUUAUUCACAACUUGCUCCCAUCCAAGGGGUAUACGUCCCUGUCCUACUUGGCAGCCUGAAACUUCGCCGACCAUUCUCUUAUGACGGCAUUGCCGAUAUCGUCCACCUAAUGCUCAUGGGCUAUGCCGGGAAGACCCUUGCAGGCCUGGAUGACCUCAGGCGCUGCGAAUUCAUCGGUCGAGCCGAGGAAGCCUUACGCGCGAUUCAUGAGUUACGCGUGCUUCAGGGUGAUCCCAUCUGCGGCAACAUGGUUGAGAAAAAUGGUCGAGUGAUGUUCAUUGAUUUUGAACGGGCAACAUACAGGAAAUCCCAAAUUGAAUCGGUGCCAAUGCAGACUAAGCGUUUAGCAUUGGGUCCCGUCUCACCUAAUAAAAAACGCAAGCCCUCCUCCUUCAAAGGAGAUCCUGUUACACAGCUCGACUGCUUUGGGCGCGAGAUGCGACGUAUGAAACACGGUUUAUGA
Messenger RNA from Aspergillus ochraceoroseus IBT 24754, 2310 nucleotides. RefSeq lists its product as uncharacterized. Lineage: Eukaryota; Fungi; Ascomycota; Eurotiomycetes; Eurotiales; Aspergillaceae. The record is from RefSeq and is a predicted model, not a curated record. The transcript has a single exon. The coding region runs from base 1 to 2310 and encodes 769 amino acids.